ACCUUCAACAAUUUUUCCCCAAUUGCAUUCCAUCUUCUGCUUCCCCUCAAAUCGACAUCGAUUUCUCAUCUGAAAGUUCAAAUCAAUCUCCGAUUUGUCUAAUUCGUUCUCUCCUCUUUCUAUUGAUACAUCUUUCGGCUCUAUCCGAUAGCUAAUUAUGGUGCAAAAAAGGCCUUUUGGUGAAGAGGAUCUGUAUGAGGUUUCAUCUAAGCAACCAAGGCAUGAACCCAGUUGUCAGCUAGUUUCAGUUUUGGAACUUUCUCGUAAAUCAGUAGAUGUGGAUGCUUAUGCUUCAGGUGGUGAUGAGGACAAAUCUUUGAGAAUCAUCCCUGAUGCAAACAAGAAAUUUGAUAGCCUCAUUGUGGCUGAAGUUCUUCUUUCUUCUGGGAAGGAAACUGAGAUGGGCAUUCAUGGAUCUGCUUCAAACUCUUCCUGGCCCACCAGUAGCACCAGUGAGGAAGACAACAGGCCUGAGGCUCCUUUUCACUUAUCGACAUCUCCUGAAUAUUACUAUUUUGAUCAUCCGUUCAGGGCUGCUGCUCAUCACAGGGAGAUAUAUUCUUCUCUUUUGAGUAAUGCUCAAAAGAUGGUCCCUAUUGGACCAGAUUUCCAGGCAGAGCUACCAGAAUGGACACCAUAUAGUAAUAAGGAUAAGCCAUGCAUAGAGGGUAUACAUGAAACUCUGAGUCCUCCAUCUCAAGCCGAUGAAAAUAAACUUACUGGAAGGACUAUUAUUCCAAUGCCUAAAUUGGAGCUACUUGCAGAUCAGGUUGAGAAUAUUGGAGAGAAGAGAGUUGAAUGUUCCUGUAAAGAUAUAGGUUCCAUGAGAUGUGUUCAGCUAGACAUCAUCAAAGCAAGGGAAAAACUAAAGCUAGCCCUUGGCGAGGAGACAUUUGUUAGGUUGGGUUUUUGUGACACAGGAGAGGUAGUGGCAGAAAAAUGGAGUGAAGAGGAAGAGGAACUAUUUCAUGAGGUUGUAUUGUCCAAUCAUGCAUCGCUAGGCAAUAAUUUCUGGAACCAUCUUGCAAUUGAGUUUCCUUCACGGAGGAGGGAAGAACUUGUCAGCUAUUAUUUUAAUGUCUUUAUUUUGCGAAAACGUGCUGAGCAGAACAGAUUUGAUCCACUGAACAUAGACAGUGAUAAUGAUGAGUGGCAUGACGCAGUUGAUGAUGCUGAUGAGGUAGCUAAAAUGACGGAUGAAGAUGAGGAUUCUGUGGUUGAAUCUCCAGCAUAUCAUAAUGAUUUCAGCUGCAAUGUGAUCCAUGAGGAGCAUGAUAGACGAACAUAUGAUGAGGAUGUGGGUGAAGCAAUAUGGGGAGAUUAUAAGCCUGUAAAUUUUGGUAGCCGGAAGGUCUUCACGGAUGUGCAUGAAUCAUGUCCUGGUAAGUUUGAUAACAACAGCAUUUAUAAACUUGGUACGCAGCCUCAAGACCAAGGACUAUCAAAUAAAGUGAUUGAGCAAGAAGUGCAAGGUGGCUCCUGUACCACUGAUGCAGCUGGGGUUAAUUCAGAAUCAUCACUAAGGAAGACCAACAGUGAUAAACAUUGGGCAAGCGAUAUUGCUGGUAUGGGCAGUUGCACCAAGCAUGAUAGUCUGUUGGAGUCAUGUAAUGGCAAAGAAUGGGAUGGUGGGUACUUGAGCUGUGCCAGAAAUGAAGUUGAUUUGGUACCAACCCACACUAUGAUUGAAGAAGUCUUUGGUGACGGAGCUUGGAUAUACAAGAGCCGAGAUGGUUAAGGGUUAAGCUAUAGUCU
Messenger RNA from Solanum verrucosum, 1755 nucleotides. RefSeq lists its product as uncharacterized. The coding region runs from base 158 to 1738 and encodes 526 amino acids. NCBI's taxonomy places the organism in Eukaryota, Viridiplantae, Streptophyta, Magnoliopsida, Solanales, Solanaceae. The transcript is spliced from 3 exons. The record is from RefSeq and is a predicted model, not a curated record.